Kwoniella botswanensis is the source of this 942-nucleotide messenger RNA. RefSeq lists its product as uncharacterized. The transcript is spliced from 8 exons. NCBI's taxonomy places the organism in Eukaryota, Fungi, Basidiomycota, Tremellomycetes, Tremellales, Cryptococcaceae. Bases 1 to 942 code for a protein of 313 amino acids. The record is from RefSeq and is a predicted model, not a curated record. Gene Ontology annotation, cellular component: NuA4 histone acetyltransferase complex; nucleus; Rpd3S complex. Gene Ontology annotation, biological process: regulation of DNA-templated transcription; chromatin organization.
AUGUCCGGAUCGAUGAAUCAAUUCACGAACGACGAGUAUGUCCUAGCCUACCACGGUCCAUUACUCUACGAGGCUCGUAUUAUCCUUGCUGAGAAUUGGGAUGAGAACAAUACGUUAUUGGGUACAGUUGGACCUCAUUAUUUCAUUCAUUACAAAGGUUGGAAACAAACAUGGGACGAAUGGGUACCUGAACAAAGAUUAUUGAAGCUCAACGAAGCUGGAUUCGCCAAACGACGAGCAUUGUUAGAUGCUCAAGCCAAGAAGAACCGACCUGCGUCUGCUGCUGGAUCUUCCACCGCAUCCCCCGCUCCAGCUACCACCACGACAGGUAAAGGGAAAGAAAAAGGUAAAAAGGGUGAAUCGAAGAAGAGAAGUAGAGAAUCAGGUGUUGAUACCGAAGCGGCAUAUCUCAAUCGACCAGAAGUGAAAAUUGUCAUUCCUGAGAUACUCAAAUUACAAUUGGUUGAUGAUUGGGAGAACGUGACGAAGAAUAAUCAGCUCGUGACAUUACCUCGUAAACCCAAUGUACGAGAGUUAUUGGAAGAGUACAGACAAUAUGUGAAUAACACUAAGAAAGCUCAGGAGAGAUCGGCUCGAGCCACGUCGUUGCUUUCUGAGAUUAUCUCAGGUAUAACAUUAUAUUUCGAUAAAGCUUUAGGGAAUAACCUGUUAUACCGAUUCGAAAGAGCACAAUAUGUGGAGCAGAAAAGACAAAAUCCAGAUAAACCAAUGUCAGAGAUCUAUGGUGCGGAACAUUUACUUAGGUUAUUUGUCAACUUCGGUCCUUUUAUCGCUUAUACCAAUAUCGAUACUGAAUCGCUUAAUAUCUUGAGAGAAUACAUAAAUGAUAUCAUGAAGUGGAUGAUCAAAGAACAGAAGAGAUUAUUUGUUAAAGAGUACGAAGCGACUAGUACACAUUAUCAAAAUAUGUCUAGAACGUAG